GACGGGUAUAUUUACAUAUGAAUAAUAUUGAGUUGUAGUAUAUAUUUGAUGUAUAUCCUGUAGCUUUCCGUGCAUACAAGUGGCAUAGAUUAUAACUACGUGCAUACACGUAGCAGAGACACUUAGUACGUCUCUCACUUGCACGACCUGACGUGAUGGAGGCCACACCGUCGGAUGAAGCUAUCCUGAAGCAAAGAGAAACCUUAGAGGCUAUCCAGAUGCUAAACCCCAUGGUGAGUGUGCCCAUGGAUAUCAGAGAAUUGGCGAAGGAAUAUGAGGAUGGAUCGGCUGUGUACGUGAACAAAAUAGAGAAUCUGUCAAAGACUUACAAGAGCUUUCGAAGGUGUCGAAGAGAUGGCAACUGUUUAUACAGAGCUGUCAGCUAUGCCUUGCAUGAGAAACUGCUGCAAACAGAAUCACAGACACUGCAAGAACGCUGCCAGGUGCAAAUAGUGAAGAGCAAGCCGGCUCUGAUCGAGGCAGGCUUCCAGGAGUAUGUAUUCGAAGACUUCUACGAGGCUACUCUGGAGAGCUGGAUGCAAGUGAAGGAGAAGGACAGUCAGUGGGUGCAUGAGCUCUUCAACGACAGCGAGAUGUCGAAUGCCAUAGGAUUGUACUACAGGUUUAUGACCGCGGUGGAGUUACGGACCAAUGCAUCUGAGUAUAUCCACUUUCUGGAGGAUGGGACGACAGUUGAGAAGUUUUGCAACACUCAAGUCGAAUGCUACGGCAAAGAGGCAGAUAAUAUACAAAUAGCCGCACUGUGUCGGUAUUUGAAGAUUAGGCUGAAGAUAGUGCACUUGGAUCAGUCGACCGGGGACGAGUGCAAUGUGCAUGACAUCGGCAGGGAAGAUGCCGAUGACGCGGAGGACAGUAUCACGCUGUUGUACAGACCAGAUCACUAUGACAUACUAUAUGAAACAUGUAGUGCUUUGUCAUGGAUAACGCCCAUGACGCUGUGCUCAUAACUGAUUUCGCAUUUGAGUGGUAGUGUUGAUCAAGUAUGCAUGCACAACACUAGGGUAUCAACGAAAGAGUAUCAACGAAUAACCGUCCUGGGUUCUCCUGGCAGUCGUCACUAUGAGAAUGUAGAGCCCGUGGAGUAGAUGAUACGAACGCUUUCGACGAUUGUGGUCAAUUAAGGGAGAUAUGAUACUCUUGUGGAUUUCAAAUGAAAUCGCAUAGCUCUGCAGUGUUUGUGUUGUUUGGUUGUACAAGGAUAGUUUAUUGAUUUAGAUAUAUCUGUAUUUUGCGUAAGCAAACAUAGUAUAUGACGCACUGGUAUUGUAUUGAUUCAUUCAAAGCACCACGUGUUCUCAACGCGCAUGUUGUGAUAUUCACGUACACCUGUACACUUACAUGCAUAUGCACAUAUCUCUGGAGACGAUCUUUAACCGCAUGUUUAUUCUAUAAAUAAAGGUGCACAUGACUGGUUACAAAUUUUCAAGUACGAGAACACGGUACUUUAGGCGCUGGUUUGUU
Messenger RNA from Sphaeroforma arctica JP610, 1482 nucleotides. RefSeq lists its product as hypothetical. NCBI's taxonomy places the organism in Eukaryota, Ichthyosporea, Ichthyophonida. Gene Ontology annotation, cellular component: nucleus. The record is from RefSeq and is a predicted model, not a curated record. Gene Ontology annotation, biological process: protein K48-linked deubiquitination. Gene Ontology annotation, molecular function: ubiquitin binding; cysteine-type deubiquitinase activity. The coding region runs from base 156 to 968 and encodes 270 amino acids. The transcript is spliced from 6 exons.